Messenger RNA from Symbiodinium natans, 1983 nucleotides. The record is from the annotation of a GenBank genome assembly. Lineage: Eukaryota; Dinophyceae; Suessiales; Symbiodiniaceae.
AUGUCCUUUUUAGAGGAAGUCGUGCAGCACUAUGAGCGGGAUUGUGCCACGCUGAAAGCGAGCGUGGCCGAGAAGCAGGAGGCCUUGUCGCCCGUAUCCAGACCACAGUUCCUACGCUUGACAGCUGGAAAGAAGGCGCUGGGACUGGAACCCAACGAGGCCUUCUUCGGCAAGUCGCCGUACUCCCCGCAGAACUGGAGGCCCACGGCUGCUGACUCAGACUCCAGCGAGGAGUUCGAGCCGAGCAGCAAAGUGCAUCGGCGGUUGGCUUCGAAAUCCGCCGCUUCAGAUGUCUCCGAUAGGGAGACGGUGACGUCGACGGACUCCUUGGAGCUCAAGACGCCCAAAGGGCUCUAUCAGCCGCCUAAGCUGCCGGAUCCCAGGGACGCCUUCCAUCCGCGAACGCCGCUGGCAGCGCCUGCCUCUCUCUUCGAAGCCAAGGCCUCGCCCGUCCAGAAGGAACUCCCGGAGGUGAAGGAGGACUCCGACUCGGAAGUCUCCGCCGAGCUUGCGGUCAGCCCUAAUGCGGCGCCGCCGACUCCCGACUUCGCCCUCCCGGCCACACCGCAGUCACCACCACAGCAAGUGGCUACGCUGCGGACGCAGGUCAGCUUCCGGCGGGGCUCCACGAGCAACAGCCUGGCAGACUCCGGCGGAAGUGGGAUUGCUGCGCAGCCCAAGUCAAAGGCCAGCUUCCGGCGUGGCUCCACCAGCGAGGGCUUCGGGGACACCGCGGUUGCCGUGGCAGGCUCGCAGCCGAAGGCGCCAAUCAAAGAGGAGGAUGCGGAGGACAAGAAGUCGGCGAAGAGUUCCUCGUCCUCCUCGUCCUCCUCCGGCUCCUCUGCCUCCUUUGCGUCCAGCACGGACGAGGAGCAUGUUCCUCCCGGCAUGAACAGUCGACUGACCAACAAACGGCCCAGCAACGUUUCGCUCUCCGCCUUCUUCAAGAGGGAGCCGGCCGUGUCGCGCGUGUGGCUAUUCCUAGAGGAUCCUGAUUCCAGUCCUGCUGCCCGUUGGUAUGCCUUGACGACGAACUAUCUCAUCACCGCAACCAUUCUGUUCACGAUCUGGCAAGCCGGUUCCGAGCCGUUCUUCACCAAGGACGUGGAGGCGUAUAUCCAGCUGGGGAUCGAGAUACUGAUGUGCAUGGAGUUCGUCACGCAUUUCGUCUCAUCGUCGUCGAAGCUGGCCUUCUGCAAGAACCCAUACAACUUCAUCGAUUUCGCCGCCUUGGUCCCGCUCGCCGUGCGCUCCGCGUACGGCUUGACGACUCCGGCUGCCACGGACAACUUGAUAGCGCAUUCGCUACUGGUUUGCUACGUGCCGGUCGUCCGGCAGCUGAAGCUCAUUCGGCGGUUUCAGAAGCUGCAGCUUCUGCUGCAUGUGUUGUCUACCACACUGGACGCCCUCAAGCUCCUCCUCUUCCUGGUUUGCUUGAUUGUCCUGUUCUUCGGCACGAUGCUCUACAUGAUCGAGCCCUCGGAUUCAACCACGCUGCCGACGUACAUCUACUGGUGCACAGUGACGGUCACCACCGUGGGCACCUGUGACAUGGCCCCCGUGACAUGGGGAGGGAAGGUCAUGGCCGGGAUCUUAUGCCUCAUCAGCGUGCUCUUCAUGGCGAUGCCGCUAUCGGUGCUGGGCAACGCCAUGUCGAAGACCUGGGACGACCGACAUCGAAUUCUCUUGAUGACGCAGACGCGACGACGCCUGAAGCACUUGGGCUACUCCGCAGACGACAUGCCGAAGCUCUUCAAGAAGUUCGACCGGGACGGCAACGGCGAACUCGAGAUGGAAGAGUUCUGCGACAUGGUUGCCACCAUGCGAGUGGGCGUGAAGCCGACCGAGGCCUCCGAACUCUUCAUGGCCUUCGAUGCCAAUGGAGAUGGAGGAAUCGAUGAACGAGAGUUCAUGAAGGCGCUGUUUCCGCUGGACUACCGUCGCAUCUACCGGCGCGCUUCCGGCAUGACUUUCGGAGCAUAG